UCCUCUUCCCACCUUGCGCCGCCCCCCUCUCCGCACAUUCUUUCGCUGCAGCAGUAUCGCUUCACUCUUUCAGUGAUACCUGCAUCCAUUCAUUCGGCUCUAAACCACAUUCCCUCGCCAUUACGUGUCCCUGCUUCUGAUAAGCUAAUUCGCUCCUUAAUUGCUAUUAUCGACGACCGCAUCAUCUAUCAGCACCAUCGCAACGCUAUAACGACCCGUCUACCACCCUAUAUCUACCACAAUGAAAUCCAUCCAGCUCCUCGUGGUGCGCGGAGAUGAACAGAAGGGCGGCCUCGACCCGACCAUGGUCAGCCUUCUGGUGUCGCUUUUGGUCCUGGUCAUUCUCGGAAUGGCCUUGAUCGGUGCGCUAUUGUUCCUUCGGAGCAUGCGCAGGGCAAGGAAGCAAGCAGAGGCUCAACUCCCGCUGUACGAGAAGAGGCAGUCGAACCAUCGCCGCUUGACCAUUACUGCGACACCAUAUGGCAAGGGACGCGAAUCGGUCCUGGUUUUCCAGGAGAAGCAGAACCUGAUGGACAACUCCUCCAGCCCUCCACCAAGCCCGGUCCCUGAGAUUCGCAUCACUUUUCCUGACGAGGUGGACGAGUCCGGCAAGCGACAGUCUGGUCGCGUUGUCGUUGUUCGAGUUGGAGAGCACAGCGUCGGCCUGGAGCCUUUGCAGGAGGAACUUCCGCCGUAUCAGCGCGAUGCGUCGGACCGCUUCGACUCGCUCGAUCUUGAUCGCCUUGGUGGACUGAAAGAGAAGGACGACAAGUACUACUCGUGAGCUGCGGGCUCCCGACUAGCGCCGACCGAACCGCCUCGCCAUACCGUAAUCCUCGAACAAAUGCCGCUUGGCUACGACCUUGAUAUCUUGAUGACGGCUUUUUUGCGCUGAUUGUCAAGUUGGAUACCCUUCUUCUGGCCCGCUGCCAUUGUCGAUCGGUGGCUCUGAUUGUGGAUAUGGCUCGGGCCGUGGCUUCUAGCCCGUUGUAUAUUCUCGGAGAUGUAUGGC
Trematosphaeria pertusa is the source of this 1012-nucleotide messenger RNA. RefSeq lists its product as uncharacterized. The record is from RefSeq and is a predicted model, not a curated record. NCBI's taxonomy places the organism in Eukaryota, Fungi, Ascomycota, Dothideomycetes, Pleosporales, Trematosphaeriaceae. Bases 242 to 784 code for a protein of 180 amino acids. The transcript has 2 exons.